Molecule: messenger RNA, 2469 nt
Organism: Canariomyces notabilis
Lineage: Eukaryota; Fungi; Ascomycota; Sordariomycetes; Sordariales; Chaetomiaceae
Product: amine oxidase catalytic domain-containing protein
Exons: 3
Coding region: 1-2469 (822 amino acids)
Biological process (GO): amine metabolic process
Cellular component (GO): plasma membrane
Molecular function (GO): primary methylamine oxidase activity; copper ion binding; quinone binding
Source: RefSeq, a predicted model, not a curated record
AUGGGAAUAUCUGAUUGUCUUCGCCCAAGGGCGAUUGUGCUUUCACUUUUGCUUCUUAGCUUACUCGCCCAUGAUGUGCUGGCCCGGCCGAGUCCCAAGGCGCCCUGGGUCCGUAAAGGGCCGGGGAGGAAAAAGAUGGCGAACAACAUCAAGCGCGCUAUCGAGGGUCAUCGACGGACAACAGAGGCGUCUUGCGCCGACACCUUGACCACCAGCAUCACAGCCCCAAAAAAGAAUGUAUGGGGCGAGCUAACUGAUGUGGAAACUGCUUCUGUCGUUCAGUGGCUUUUCGGACGGCAGGAUCUGAACCUGACGGUCAGCGAGAAUGCCACAGAAUGGGACAACACCAUACAGCUGGUUGAGGCAAUGUGGCCUAACAAGACUGACGCUCUUGCUUACCUGGACGGGGAUGCGACGGAACCAGCCAGAUACGCUCACGUCGUUCUCAACAACCGCGCAACCGAAGCUCCAUACUAUGCUGACAUCCUCGUGGGACCGCUGCCCAUUGACAAUGUCACCACAACGUGGGAGCCGCUCGAAUUUCCCUACACCAAGAAGAACGGCGGUCGCGUUCGCAAUCUGGAUGCCGACUCGGACACGCUAUACACUGAGUGGCUUUACAAGCUUGGCGAGUCCGUCGCAGACAUCACCCUGGACCUGUGGAAUGGCACUGCCAUGGGUUUGGACAAUGACACGCUCGACAUCUGGGGCAUCGACCCCUUGUGGCAGGAUGACGGGAAGAUCAUACGCUGGGACACCUUUUGGAACCGCCCAACAGACGACUUUGACGCCGAGACUCUGCUGCCUCUCGGCUUGUAUGUCAUGUCCGAUGUGACUGGCAGAGAUCCGAGCAAGUGGAAGCUGGAGGGUUGGCUCUACAACAACAUCUUUUAUGAGACUACUGAGGCCUUCCGGGAGGCCUAUUGGAGCGAGGGAUUUGAGAAGCAGGGUGCAAAUGUGGAAGGGGACUGGGCACGAACCGACCAGCAAGGCCCUGUCCAUCCGAUGGAUGCUGCAUAUCCCCCAACAGUAAUUGCUCCAGCCGGCUCGCGGUUUGCCGUUGACCCCCAGCAAAAGUACGUCGAGUGGAUGAACUACACCUUCUACAUUGGCUUCACCCGAGAUGCCGGUCUGGCUCUGUACGACAUCCGCUACAAAGGAGAGAGGGUGUUGUACGAGUUGAGCUUGCAGGAAGCUCUGGCGCACUAUGCAGGCAAUGAUCCCAUGAACUCGGGCGUGGCUUAUCUUGACACAUUUUACGGAUUUGGCCCCUACUCCUUCGAGCUAGUCAAGGGCUACGAUUGUCCUGCUUAUGCAACAUACCUCAACACAUCAUUCUACAUUGCCGAGACGACACACACUCACAUCGACAGUGUGUGUCUCUUCGAGUACGUAGCAGACUACCCCAUCCAGAGGCACAGCACGAGCAGCUAUAUCUCGGUCACCAAGAACAUCUACUUUGUGGUUCGCGCGGUCGCCACGGUGGGCAACUACGACUACACAUUCAGCUAUUCCUUCUUCCUCGAUGGAUCCAUUGCCGUAGAAGUCCGGGCCUCGGGAUACAUCCAGUCCGCUUACUUCGCACACAACCAAGAUUACGGCUUCCAGAUCCACGACUUCCUGAGUGGGAGCAUGCACGACCACGUCCUCAAUUUCAAGGCAGACUUUGACAUUCUCGGCACAAACAACUCGGUACAGCUGAUGAAGAUGGUGUCCACAUCCAAGACCUACCCCUGGUCCAAAGGCAAGGUCCGAAACACCAUGUCCCUGACACGCUCGUUCGUCGAGAGCGAGGACGAAGGACGGUUCAACUGGGGACCCAACUCCGACACGCAAGUCAUCGUGGUCAACGAGAACGCCACCAACAAGCACGGCGAGUACCGCGGGUACCGGGUACUCCCUUACACAGGCGCAGCCCAUCUGACCGUGCUCAACAGCACCAACCUGGCCAAGGCAGCACGCUGGGCCGGGCACGACGUGCAGAUCACGCGGCGCAAGGACACGGAGCCCAAGGGGGCGCACCCGUACAACAGCCAGGACGUGCACGACCCGCCCAUCGACUUUGACGCCUUCUUUGACGGCGAGAGCGUGCGUGACACCGACCUGGUGCUGUGGCUCAACCUGGGCAUGCACCAUGUUCCCCACUCGGGCGACCUGCCCAACACGGUCAUGACGACGGCCCACUCGGGCAUCCAAUUUAUGCCGAGCAACUAUUUUGAUAUGGAUGAGAGUCGUAGGACGGUCAACCAGGUGCGUAUUGGGUAUGAGGAUGGGAAGACGACCGAGGUGGAGAUGUUUGGGCAGUUUGGUGCUGCUGGUGUAGGGGGAGAGGGGACAUGUGAGAAGAAGUGUACCCCGGACUUCGUGCCUGUUGAUCCGGAUCUGGAGGGGUAUGUGGGUGAUAUUGUCGUGAGGAAGUUUCCGUUUGAUCCGAAUAACCCCUACUUUGAGGUCGAGUCGAUUGUGUGA